Molecule: messenger RNA, 2883 nt
Organism: Eleginops maclovinus (Patagonian blennie)
Lineage: Eukaryota; Metazoa; Chordata; Actinopteri; Perciformes; Eleginopidae
Gene: ube2j2
Product: ubiquitin-conjugating enzyme E2, J2 (UBC6 homolog, yeast)
Exons: 7
Coding region: 156-941 (261 amino acids)
Source: RefSeq, a predicted model, not a curated record
GGAAACCGGAAGCGAAAUUUUCCUCCUGCUGGCGAUCAUAGCUAAAGCGGUGUUAUGGUGUCAUCGUCUUAUCGGUUUGGGGUUUGACAACAGAAACAACAGCCUUAUUUCGUGUCCAGCCACGACAUCAUACUUUCACUGGACUCUCUGGAGAGAUGAACAACAACGGGAAUAAGAGAGCUCCAACCACAGCCACUCAGCGACUCAAGCAGGAUUACCUCAGGAUAAAGAAAGACCCUGUGCCUUACAUCUGUGCAGAACCUCUCCCCUCCAACAUCCUAGAAUGGCACUAUGUUGUCAGAGGUCCUGAAAAAACUCCAUAUGAAGGAGGUUAUUAUCACGGAAAACUCAUCUUUCCUCGGGAAUUUCCUUUUAAACCGCCAAGUAUCUACAUGAUAACACCGAAUGGGAGGUUUAAGUGUAAUACAAGGUUAUGUUUGUCCAUCACAGACUUCCAUCCGGACACGUGGAACCCGGCGUGGUCCGUCUCCACCAUCCUCACAGGUCUGCUUAGCUUCAUGGUGGAGAAAGGCCCCACCCUCGGCAGCAUCGAGACCUCUGACUACACAAAAAGACAGCUGUCAGCCCAAAGCCUGGCCUUCAACCUCAAAGACAAAGUGUUCUGUGAGCUCUUUCCCGAUGUAGUCGAUGAGAUGAAGCAGAAACAGAAGGCGCAGGAGGAGUUAAGCGCCCGCACUCAGCCCCUCCCCUUACCCGACGUGGUGCCCGACGGCGACCCUCAGCACGCCCACUACGGCCUCCCGGCCCUCAAUGGAGGUCCUGUACCCCUCGGGGGCGCCAACCCCGCCCCUGGCCUGCAGCAGGCCAAUCGCAACCAUGGACUUCUAGGUGGAGCUCUCGCCAACCUGUUUGUGAUCGUAGGCUUCGCGGCGUUCGCCUACACGGUCAAGUACGUGCUGCGGAGCAUAGCCCAGGAGUGAGAGGAGCCCGUGUGGGAGGGCUGGGCUCCCCUCUGCAGGAGAGCCAGCAAGUGGACUGCACAUUCGACAAACACACCACGUGGGGGAGGGAUGUUCAGUCCUUGGGGUAAACCCCUCCACGACCACCACAACCAACACCACCACCAUGGACUUUGGAAAACGGAAACUCAAAGCCGACUCACCCAGGAAGGAUUGAGAGGAGGGGGAAGCAGGGGGUGUGGGGGGGGGCGUGGCUGUAGGGCUGGGGGACUGGAGGGGCUUAUUUAAACGGUUGUGAUCCGAUCUGUGCUUCAGUGGUUUGUGUCAGCGGUAGGAUCCACUUGGCUCAUGGGUUGUGAAUGGGUGUAGAGAUGAUGUCACACGCUCCCCGCUCUAUUUGUUUCUGCAAGUUUACCGGUAAAAGCUUGUUUCUAAAUUAACUACGUCACUUUAAGGCUGUUCCAGUCACGUCUGCAAUCUGAAAAACCACUCAACAGCUCAUAGAGACUCCUCAGGUCAUGACUCGAAUGAGUACCAGAGACAAAACUUUUCAGUAAUGAGAUAAAAAGGAGUGCCACAAAGAGCAGUAAUGAGGUUGUACCAAGUUCUCUAUUACUUAAGCAGCUUCUGCAACCAGUUUGAUUGGAACAGCGGCUGGCAUUGUAGUCUGUUUUUCAUUCCACACCUUUCCAUUGGACAGGUUUCAGUUGGCGGAGUUGCUCCUUAAGAACCGGUUUCUCUACCCUCCAGUUGCAUACCUGGUUGACAUUUUUUUCUUUCUUCAUGACUGUGUUAAGCUCCAGAUUAAAUGGAACACAAGCCUCCAUAAUACGGAAACCAAAACCUAUCUCUUACCCUCAGUACUCCUGUCAAAUCGACCUGCUUAUGAACUGGGAUGUUUUAUGUCUUAAGAAUCUGUCUGUGUAUUUAAAGCAGAAAUGAACCGCUAACAAAAAGGGUUUCUAACAUUAUUUUUGACCCAGGGAUUCAUACUCAGUAGCAGAUAGUGUACAACUGCAGAGGCACAUGUGUACAAAGAUUUGAAAAAAACAAACAGUAGGCAACAAUUCGAUACAGGUUUGAACGUGUGCCUCUUGCGCCUGAGGAUGCAUCACAUGCCGAGCAAGAGAUGCAGAAAGUAGUCCUCCUAAAACAACUUGGACAAGUGUCUUUAUAUCUCCAUUUCUGUGUUCUAUAAAUACAUAAAAAGCAUCAAAGAUGUCGUGUCAGUCCGUCAGAGAGCUACUGAUCCAUGUUCAGAGUCUGAUGAAGUCUUCUCCUGUCAACCCAUGAGCCAAGCAGUGACCCAAGAGCCUGCACAGAAUAAAUAGAGACCAGUACCUUUUUUUUUUUUUUUAAUUGGCUUAGCUUACCAGUAUAGCGCCAUUCUAUAUAAGUCCGAGUAAAGAGACACAAGGAGAGAACCACCAUUUUGUUUCUGAGUAUUAUUUUCCUUUUGAUAAUCUUUUUCUUUGUGUUUCUGUUCUCUUAUUUAUAGAUAUGGCCUUGGGUUUUCUGUCAUGGCGCUAAGGAAAUGUCUAGUGUAUGUUUGCUAAGUGCGGGCUCACACACACACACACACACACACACACACACACACACACACACACACACACACACACACACACAGGCCAUGGCCCAGGCUCACAUAAUUGGUGAUCAUUUCCUGUCGUGCAUUGCAUUUAGUAAAGAUGGUUCUACUGUAUAUCUGAGGUUCCAACAGAACAAUGAUCUGAAAGUGGAAGAUUUGCCUUUCUAUUGCUCUUUUUCUUGGCACCAUCUUAAAAAAAGACAAACGGAUGAUGAUGAUGAUGAUGAUGAUGAUGAUGAUGAUGAUAGGAGUGUUUGUGUGAUUAUACAGCAAAUGCCCAAAUUUCCAUGCUUCAGUUAAUCUUGUGUGACAUUGUAUGUUUUCAUAGCAAAUGCAAAUAAAUUACCCUGCUUGGCAGGGCAUUUUAGAAAA